AUGACCCAACGGAAUGUGCCGAGAAUAAAUGUAGUAGCAGACCCAGUAAGACGCGAUGACCCGUUAGUAUCCCCCCCUCCUAUGGAACAAGUAUUGGCCAAGAGACUGGCCGAUGUCGAGGCAGUGAUGAGACGCAUUCUAGGAAUGCCGGUCCCAACCAAGAAGGGCAGACCCUAUUGUUACGCUGAUUCACCCUUUGUGGAUGAGAUCGCUCUGGUCGACAUGCCCCAGAAAUUCACCAUCCCCAACAUGAAACCGUAUGAUGGUAACAACGACCCAGAUGACUACAUACGUCGUACAAGCAUUGGCUGUUCACAGUCUCAAUACCCCGAUCGCUUAAGGAAGCCUGCAUGUGCAAAAGUUUCGGUUCUAUUCGCCAGUAGCAAGAAACUAGAGAAACUGUCAGCUGACCCAUUUCGAAUAUACCAGAGAAGGGGAGAGCCAUUGAGAGAAUAUGUUAGCAGAUUCAAUAGAGAAAAGAUCUCUAUCCCCUCAUGUAACCCCGAGACUGCUGUGGACGCUUUCAGGAAAGGCCUCCUCCUGAACAGAGAACUGUACAAAGAACUUACGAAUUUGGGUUGCACCACAAUGGAAGACACUUUGGCCCGGGCAGUUAUCCAGAUAACAUGGGAGGAAGAUGAGAUGAACCAAGCUGCUCAUUCUAGAUAUGAAUCAAGGUGGAGCGACAGGAAGCCAGAGCCUGGACCGUUAGAGCACCGCUACCAACCUCUAGCACGCAAUAUGGGCAGAGUCAGGAAGCCUAAUGAUCGCCAACCCGCGAGAAAUGAUAACAAGCAGUUUGGAUCGAACCGACACAAAAUACCGGAGUACAACCUCAACGUCGAACCAACCCAAGUCGUAGCAAUAAUGAAAGGAUUGGGAUCCACCGUCAAGUGGCCUGACAAGCUCAAUCCUGAGGCAAGGAGAGACACAACCAAGUGGUGCGAGUUCCACAGCGACCAUGGGCAUAACACCGCAGACUGUAUUGCCUUGCGACUUGAGGUUGCUGCACUUCUGAAAAGGGGACAUCUCCGUGAUCUGCUUACUGACAAGGGGAAGAACACCAUUAGCCAGAAAAGCUCCAAAGAACAGUCAACCCCUCCGCGAGAACCCAUAGCGAAGGAUUUCUGUUCGCUCAUCUCUGGAUGA
Molecule: messenger RNA, 1149 nt
Organism: Pistacia vera
Lineage: Eukaryota; Viridiplantae; Streptophyta; Magnoliopsida; Sapindales; Anacardiaceae
Exons: 2
Coding region: 1-1149 (382 amino acids)
Source: RefSeq, a predicted model, not a curated record